UCGAACGUUUCUGUCUCCGCAUUCUGCACCAAGACAUAAGGUCCAACACUCCAACUUUACUCUCUUCCAUUUGUCAGAGAAAGAAACAAUGUCAGACUAUUUCCCAGCUGAAAUUAUCGUCGAAAUCUUCUCACGCCUGCCUGUGAAGUCGCUCAUCAGAUUCAGUUGCGUUUCUAAGACUUAGUGCUCUCUUAUUUCAAGCCAUGACUUCAUCAAAAUGCACCUUAAUCGGUCUCUCUCAUCCACCAAAAACCCACCUUACCUUAUCUUUCGUCAUUACGAUGACAAAAUGGAGAAAGAGUGGUUCACUCUCCUCUCUUCCAAUGACCCAUUCCCUCACAACCAUUUUUCCAAACACCUAGACUGCAAGUGGGUUUUUCGCGAACACAAUCGCCGUGUUCUUGAGAAAGAAAUGAAAAAGAAAGGAUUUUUCGCAUACCCAUCAGAUUUCAAAGAAUUGCACUUCCCAUACAGGAGCUUUAUGAAGCAAAACUUGUACAUUGUUGGUUCAUCCAACGGCCUAGUUUGUCUCUUGAAUGAUACUCCUGAUGACCAAACUGACCUUGUUGCACUUCUCUGGAACCCUUCUAUUCGCAAAUCCAUAUUCCUUCCGUGUCCUGGCGUUAAAUUUUAUCCUAGCCUUCAUCCUAUGCAGUAUAUUGGGUUCGGCUAUGACCCUAUAACUGAUGAUUACAAAUUAGUGAGACUUGUGUAUCUUUAUGAUUUGUUUGAUCAAUAUUCGGACGGAAAAAAAUAUUUUCCUGUGCCUGACUUUCAGAUUUAUACGCUUAGGACCGGUGCUUGGCGCACUAUUACCGGCCAUAGUUGUCAGAAUAUUGCAGACCAGAGCUUUUCAGUGCUUUUGAAUGGGUCGAUCCACUGGUUCGGGCACACUCGAGAGCACAAUGGCGAUUUCCAUAAUGCUAAUAGUGCGUCUCACAAUGUGAUCUUGUCAUUCGAUAUAGGGAAUGAGGAUUUUCAUGAAAUGGCCGUGCCUAAGAGUUUGGAAGAAGUGCAUAGAUUCAAUAUGAAGGUUGCGGUGCUUGAUGGGUUGCUUGCGCUUGUCCCAUAUAGGGAUCAAGCUUUUGGCGGGUUUUGCUCAGUGUGGGUGAUGAAAGAGUAUGGAGUAGCUGAAACUUGGACUAAACUAUUUAAUCUCAAUUUUGGGAAUGUGCUAGGCUUUACAAUGAAUGGUGAAGUUCUAGUAACUAAGUCUGGGAAAUUGCGUAUUUAUGAUCCCAAUAGCCAAAGGACUUUGAAUCCUCACAUCCAUGCCCAACCUGAGUCAUUUUAUUUUGAUACUUAUAUGGAGAGUCUUGUUCUACUGAAUGUGGAAGAUGGAGUAGAGGAAUCUUUAGUUCCUCAGUUUGAAUCUCUUUUCUAUGGUCAUUGACAUCGGCAUUCUGCAGUCUCUCACAUGGGUUUACUGUCUUUCAAAAUUGGGGUAAGAUUUAAGCAAGCAUGAAAAGGGCAUUACUAGCUAGGGAUUGACAUGUUAAUGUGAAGCCUAUAUAUAUAGGGAAGCCAAUAGGUGUGCUGAUUGCUUAACUCCAUUAAGCGGCCAACUUUUGUAGCCUUUUUGUAUCCACUGGCAUUAUCCAUGGUUCUGUAUAUUGACUAUCUUUGGGACACUCAAAGGUUAGCUACUUGUAGGCUUCUUUGAACAGUUUAUUAUGUAUUACUUUUGUACCACCUCUACUUAAUGAUUGUGUCACCCUAUCGGAAUUAUGUCCAAAGCAGAUGUUGUCUUCAGUUGGUGACUUUUCUUUGUCUUGCCUUGAAAAUAUUAUCCAAGAUUGGUUUUCAACUAAAAUUGCUGCUCAACUCGGUUGGAAUUUGGAGUGUGGUGAGAGGCCCUAAUCAACUUAUUGAACUUUCUAUAGAUGUACUAAGCAUAAAAUGGAUCAAGUAUUCAAGUGGGACUUUUAGAUCUACUUUGACUAUAGGCACAACGAUAGACCCCUUUUUACUGGUAAGUUUUAUAAUUUAGACCUAGAAAUGGGGCCAUCAAGCUUGCUAGUGCAUGCAGUAUCUCAACUCUGAUCUCACAUUAUAUAAGCAUAUCCUAACAUGAACUAAUGGAUUCAAGAAUGUGCC
Quercus robur (English oak) is the source of this 2097-nucleotide messenger RNA. RefSeq names its product F-box/kelch-repeat protein At3g06240-like. The record is from RefSeq and is a predicted model, not a curated record. The coding region runs from base 218 to 1393 and encodes 391 amino acids. Lineage: Eukaryota; Viridiplantae; Streptophyta; Magnoliopsida; Fagales; Fagaceae. The transcript is spliced from 2 exons.